UCCACAGUGGAUAGCCUGAGAUCUUUCAGCACAGACGUCUGGACAGAGCCCACCAGGAUGCUCCUCCCUGCCCCCUGGUCCCACCCUCCUCAUCCAUUGAUGCUGCUGACUCUACUGCUGGGACUCCCAGGGGUGACAGGAGAGGAGCUGCAGGUGAUUCAGCCUGACAGGUCAGUGCCAGUCGCCACUGGAGAGAUGGCCACUCUGCGUUGCACAGUGACCUCACAGGUCCCCGUGGGGCCCAUCAGUUGGUUCAAGGGGACUGGGCGAGACCGAGAAUUGAUCUAUAGUCAUACAGUCCACCCCCCCCGGGUAACAAAUAUCACAGAUCACACGAAGAGAGACAACCUGGACUUUUCCAUCCGCAUCAGUAACAUCAUCCCAGCUGACGCCGGCACCUACUAUUGUGUGAAGUUCCGGAGAGGAACUCCUGAAAAUGUGGAGUUUAAGUCUGGACCAGGCACUGAGGUGUCUGUGAGUGCCAAACCCUCUGUCCCUGUGGUAUUGGGUCCUGAGGCAAAGGCCACAGCUAAGCAGACGGUGACCUUCACCUGCGAGUCCCAUGGCUUCUGCCCCCGAAACAUCACCCUGAAGUGGUUCAAAAAUGGGAACGAGCUCUCAGACGUCCAGACCACUGUGGACCCCGCAGGAGAAACGGCCUCCUACCGUGUACACAGCACGGCCAGGGUGGCGCUGGAGCCCCGAGAUGUCCACUCUCAGGUCAUCUGUGAGGUGGCCCACGUGACCUUGGAGGGGAGCCCUCUACGUGGGACUGCCAACUUGUCUGAGACCAUCCGAGUACCACCCACCUUGAAGGUUACCCAGCAGCCCAUGAUGACAGGGAACCAGGCCACCUGCCAAGUGGAGAGGUUCUACCCUGGGAAACUGCAGCUGACCUGGUUGGAGAACGGAAAUGUGUCCCGAACAGAAAUGACUUCGACCCCCAUGGAAAACAAGGAUGGGACAUACAGCUGGACCAGCUGGCUCCUUGUGACCUCUUCUGCCCACAAGGACGGUGUGGUGCUCACCUGCCAGGUGGAGCAUGACGGGCAGCCACCGGUCACCAGAAGCCAUGCCCUGGAGCAGGGCCCAGAUGCCAGCCUUGACCUGGCACUGCCUCCUCUUGGGCCCCUGCUGGUAGCCUUCCUCCUGGGCCCCAAGAUGCUGCUGGUGGUUGGUGUGGCUGCUGUCUAUGUCCACAGGAAGCAGAAGGCCUGACUCACCUUCCUUCCACCCCUGUCACGUGGGACCCUCAGUCUCUGCUGCCUCCGUCCUUCCCUGAGGGGCUCAGCCUGAGGGAAGAAGCCAGAGAGAACCUUCCACAGACUUGGCUCCAGAUGCCUCAGGCUCCUGUGUCAGCACAGUCAGCCCUUGAUGCCUCAGGGCCAGGUCUUCUUCUGUGGUCCUGAACAGGGGCCAUGGGAUCAGGUGGGGACUGACUCAGGACACCUCCCUAGAAGGGGAGUAAAAAGCCACACAUCAGUGCCUGAGGACACUGAUCCAUCAGCUCGGACCACCCGUAGCAGACCCCCGGCCGGGCUCUCAGGGGUUUCUCUGUCUCUGGGUCCCAGCCUACCCCAAACGGCCCAGAGGUGCUGAGCUUGUCCGGGGUCUCCUGAGUACUGAAGUUGGGAAGCCCAAUCCCACUUUAAGAGGAAAAAUUAUUCUCCUUCUCCUUUGUCUAAGUGCCCUACUUCUCAAACCCAUAAGGAAGUUUGUCCUCCUGUCCCUGUGAUGGGAGCAACAGUUUGUCUGUCACCCUGCAUACUUCCAGUCCUCUGGCUCAUGGUGGGAACGAGGUGACAGUCUAAAAGCCUUGGGGUCCUUUUUGUUUUGUUUGUUCUUUACAUCGCAUACACAAUUCUGGUUUGAAAGUGCACGUGUCCACUGGUGAAAAGGUAAAUGUUGAACAAUUGAUUUUGAAAGGGGAAGGAAAAAGCCACAUUGGUGGUCCUUCUCAAUUUCUGUGUUGUAAAUACUCCCAAUGUGGUCCGUUUCAAGUUACCAACAGUUUAACAACCAGACUGCAGAACUGAAAUUUUACAAGGGCCCUCAGGAGCCAGUCGAAGCCUGCUCCAUCACUCCUCGGCAUCGUGUCCAUAAUCUGUGCACUUUCUACACACCUCUGUCCCAGCCAGCGUCAUCUCUCCCUGGACCAUUGCUGCAUCUUCUAACUGGAUUCCCUGCUUCAACCACAGCAAUUCCUUCUCAGUCCUCUGCUAUUCCCCAACACAUUUGCAUGGCUCCCUCCCUUCUUCCAAAUCUUUGCUCAAUGUCACUUUAUUAAAGGCACGUUUCGCACACCACCUUACAUAAAAUGUUAAUUCCUCUCUCUCUCCAUGGCAUAUGAAUUCCUCUUGACCUCAUUUUUUUCUUAUCAGUUAUUGUCAUCUGUACUAUACUGAGUACACAGUCCUUGCUUUCAUGGCAAUGCAGGAUUGUAAAAAGGACUGUGAAGUUGGGCCAGUGGCUCAUUCCUGUGGUCCCAACUCCUCAGGAGGCUGAAGUGAGAAGAUCACUUGAGCCCAGCAGUUCAAGGCCAGCCUGGGCAACACAGCAAGACCCCAUCUCUGGAAAAAAAAAUGUGCAAACUGAAACCCUUAGAAAUAAUCUCCAUAGUCAAUGGGAAAAAUUAUGAUUAUUCUGGUGACUUUGAUAAUGUGUUAACAAAAUAUUAGAGAUUCUCUCACAUCCUCUCAGUUAUAAACCUAUUGGGCAGUGAAGAAUGAAAUAAUAUGAAGGUUUAGUACAUUGCAAUUUGAAACAUUAGAAACAUUGAGAGUUAAAAUGUGUUAUUUCUUUAUAAAAACAUGUCAAGAGGAAUUGGAAUAGUGCUUGCCUUCUUGAUGAUGGAAAAGCCAAAUUCUGCCAAAAUAUUUAAAGAGGUUCAUUCUGAGGGAUGGCACCUGUAGCU
This is a messenger RNA of Nycticebus coucang (slow loris), 2914 nucleotides long. RefSeq names its product signal-regulatory protein beta-1-like. Lineage: Eukaryota; Metazoa; Chordata; Mammalia; Primates; Lorisidae. Gene Ontology annotation, cellular component: plasma membrane. Bases 58 to 1218 code for a protein of 386 amino acids. The transcript has 6 exons. The record is from RefSeq and is a predicted model, not a curated record. Gene Ontology annotation, biological process: positive regulation of T cell activation; positive regulation of phagocytosis.